Molecule: messenger RNA, 2162 nt
Organism: Aspergillus aculeatinus CBS 121060
Lineage: Eukaryota; Fungi; Ascomycota; Eurotiomycetes; Eurotiales; Aspergillaceae
Exons: 2
Coding region: 269-2059 (596 amino acids)
Biological process (GO): mRNA splicing, via spliceosome
Cellular component (GO): nucleus
Source: RefSeq, a predicted model, not a curated record
CAACAUCAUCGCUAUACAACCCACCCAACCGACCGCCAAGACGCGGGAGAAUCUGACGUCGGCGGGUGCGUAUCGCAUCCCCGAUCUGGACCACUUCUUCUCCGCCGCAGGCAAUUUACCCACUGCAUCAACUUUCUCCCUCACUUUCCCCCCCUCUGCUUACAGCCCAAACGAAAACCCUCCAAAACAAUGCAAUACCCCUAAUACAUCCACAAACCCCGCCUCACCGACAAACGAACCUACACCCAACCAUCGCGCAAAAACCAACAUGAACAACGACCAAUUCCGCCGCCUCGUCCUCGACACCCCGACCAGCAGCAGCAGCAGCAGCAACACUAACAAAAAUGCGCGCACCACCACCAACCCAGGUGCAACAUCCCCACCCUCCGCCGCCGCAGCCGCGCUGGGCUCGCGCCUACGCUCGAGCAUCCCCAUGACGCCCCGCGCACUCAACACCACGAAAUCAUCCCUGCACAACGAGUUCGCGCGCCAACUCGCCGAUCAUCGCCGGGAGCAGAUGGGCGGCGCCGGCGCCGGCGGUCCUCCGGCGAAACGGUUCAAGUCGUCGGCUGCGCCGAAGGGGACGAGGUUGCCGGAGGGGUAUCGGGAUCGCGCGGCUUUGUUGAGGGGGGUGGAGCAGCAGGGGGAGAAGGAUGGGGAUGGGGAUGGGGGUAAGGCUGAUGGAGACGGGGGGGAUGGUGAUGAGUUGGAGAAGCGCGUGAAGGCGUUGGAGGAGAUGGUGAAGUUGGGGCAGAUUGAUCAGGGGACCUUUGAGGGGUUGAUGAGGGAUAUGGGUGUUGGUGGGCAUUUGGGGAGUACGCAUAUGGUUAAGGGGUUGGAUUGGGAGUUGUUGAAGAGGGUGAGGUCCGGGGAGGAUGUUACGGGGCCCAAGGGGGGCGAUAGUCGGAGUGUUGAGGCUGAGAAGGUGGGGGAUGUGGAUGAUGAGUUGGAUCAGGUGCUUGGCGAGGAGGAAGCCGGGGUCGAUGGGUUGCCUUCUGCUCCCAAGGAACAGAAGGUCAAGAAGAAGGGGAUUAAGGCGCCUCCGCCGCCUCCGCCUAGACUGGAGCAGGUGGAGGCUGGGGUGCCCAGGUCCAGGGAUGAGAUUUUGAGGCAGUUGAAGGCUAGUCGUGCUGCUGCUGCUGCUGCUGCUGCGGAGGCUGAAGCUGAGAUGGAGGAGCAGCGGCCGGUUGAGCCCGCGCUGGGGGAUAGAUUCAAGAGGAUCGGGAGUGAGUCGAAGGUCGAGAAGAAGCGGUGGAUCGAGCAGGAUGAGACUGGUCGCCGGAAAGAGAUCCUCCAGAUCACGGAUGCGCAGGGCAAGGUCAAGCGCAAGGUGCGAUGGCUGGAUAAGCCGGGCGAGGCGCCGGCGCCUGCUCCUGCCGCUAAACCGCUGGGCAUGGACGUUCCGCCUGAGUUCGCGGCCAAGGCGGCGCCGACCCCGGCGGAGGAGGAAGACGACGACGAUAUCUUUGCUGGAGUGGGAGCGGACUACAACCCGUUGGCAGACUUGGGAGACGAGGACGAUUCAUCGUCAGAGGAGGAAAGUGAAGACGGCGAGGUCGCUCAGAAGAAGUCGGUGGCUACAGACACUGCUCCAGCGGAGGCUACUGUGGAUACAGAGAAGAAACCUGUCGAGGACACGACAGGCCGGCCACGCAACUACUUCGCUACAUCGACGACGGAAGAAGUCCCCGAGAUCAAUCGCUCCAAUCCCCUGGCUAAGGAUGCUACGCUACUGGCCGCUCUCAAACGGGCGGCGGCCUUGCGCCAAUCCGAGGAGGCUGCUGGGGAGGGAGAGGAGGAUGUCGACGCGGAAACAGCCUUGCGACGCAAGAAGUUCCUGGAGGAGGCGCGACGGCGUGAGGCGUUGGAUGCGAUGGAUAUGGACAUGGGCUUUGGAGGCAGUCGGGUGGGCGAUGAAGAGGACGACGAAGAGGUCGUGCUUGAGGGCGAGGGCCGGGGUGGGAAGAAGAGGAAACGAGGGCCGAAGAAGAAAAAGGGCGAUAAGAACAGCGCGUCAGAUGUGUUGCGUGUUAUGGAAGGUCGGAAGCAGGGUCAGUGAAUGUAUGCAGUGGUAAAAGUAUGAUGGGACUGGUGGUUGGUGAAUCUCAGUGAAUCUCAGUGAAUCUUGUGUUAUGAUACCAGUGAAUGGAAAUGAAUUCCAG